This is a messenger RNA of Seriola aureovittata, 3861 nucleotides long. RefSeq names its product neutral sphingomyelinase (N-SMase) activation associated factor (gene nsmaf). The coding region runs from base 68 to 2806 and encodes 912 amino acids. The record is from RefSeq and is a predicted model, not a curated record. Gene Ontology annotation, molecular function: protein binding. Lineage: Eukaryota; Metazoa; Chordata; Actinopteri; Carangiformes; Carangidae. The transcript has 31 exons.
GGUUUCCGUGUUUACAGAGAUCUGCGGCUGUUCGGAGUUCAGUUUCUGGAGAGGAGAGUGAGCAGUCAUGGCUUUUUUAAAGACGCAAGAACGGACUAAAGAAAGAUUUUCUCUCUUGCUGCUGGAUUUGGAGGAGUAUUACUUUGAACAACACACUGCAAACCACAUGACAAGCAGUUCAAAAAAGGAGAGAAAAAUCAGAGGCUCAUUUAAAGUCUGUUCCAGAUCCAUCAUAUUUGAUCCAGAGGAUCUGACAGAGCCAAUUUUAAAGGUUCUUCUUCGAGACUGUAAGAAGAUUGAGUUUGUGGAGGGAGAGAACAACCCAUUCAAUGAGCCGAGGCCACCUGCCAUCUCUAUUACAUGUGGGCAGGUUAUUUACAUCAAAGAAAGCAACGUGAUAGCACCUCACAGAAAUGAGAGGGGGAAAAAGAAAAUAAUGUUUCAGCUUGAGGUUUGGAGCAAAACGGAGGAUGUUGUUCAAACAUUACUUCAGCUUCACAGAGCUUCCUGUCUGGAAAAACUUGGAGACCAGACUGCGAUGAUUGAAGCUAAUUUACAGUCACGUCUGGCAAGGUCAUCGUUUGACAAAAACUGCUUUCAGAAUGUGGCUGAGAAGCCUCACAUGGAGUGUGCCGUGGAGAUGGUCAUGCCUCUGGUGUCCAAUCCAGGCCACGUCUGCAUCACCGAUGAAAACCUUUACUUCCAGCCGCUGAAUGGCUAUCCGGAACACGUGAUUCAAAUCAAGCUCCACAGAGUCAGGAGAAUCUACAAAAGACGGCAUGGUCUCAGACCACUUGGUCUGGAGGUGUUCUGUACUGAGAAUGACUUCUGCUCAGACAUCUACCUGAAGUUUUACAGCACAGCAGACAGAGAUGAAAUCUACUACUACAUUGCCACUUUCCUGGAAAACCACAUAACCGAGCACACAGCAGAGAGUUACAUGCUGCAGUGGCAGCGUGGUCAUCUGAGUAACUAUCAGUAUCUCCUCCACCUCAAUAACCUGGCUGACCGCAGCUGCAAUGACCUCUCCCAGUAUCCCAUCUUCCCCUGGGUCAUCGCUGACUACACCAGCAGACAGUUAGAUCUGACAAACGCUGCCACAUUCAGAGACCUGAGCAAACCAGUGGGAGCCCUGAACAAAGAGCGCCUGGACAGACUGUUGGCUCGCUACAGAGGCAUGCCUGAACCUCGCUUCAUGUACGGCAGUCACUACUCGUCUCCAGGCUACGUCCUCUUUUACCUGGUCAGAGUCGCUCCAGAGCACAUGCUGUGUCUCCAAAAUGGCCGCUAUGACCACGCAGAUCGCAUGUUUAACAGUGUUGGAGAAACAUGGAAAAACUGCUUAGAGGGAGCGACUGACUUCAAAGAGCUGAUUCCAGAGUUUUAUGGUAUCGACUGCAGCUUCCUGGAAAAUAAACUGAGCCUGGAUUUGGGAAGAAGGCAGAAUGGGAGCUUAGUCGAAGAUGUUGUCCUCCCACCGUGGGCCUCAGAUGCCACUGACUUUCUUCAGAAGCACAGGACGGCACUAGAGAGUCAGUAUGUGUCAGAACACCUUCAUGAGUGGAUAGACCUGGUGUUUGGCUUCAAACAGAGAGGCAGUGAAGCUGUGGCAGCUCAUAAUGUGUUUCACCCUUUGACCUAUGAAGGUGGCAUCGACUGUGACAGCAUCGAGGACCCUGACCAGAGGAUCGCCAUGCUGACACAGAUCCUGGAGUUUGGCCAAACACCCACGCAGCUGUUUAGCAGCCCUCACCCUCAGAGGAUCACACCGCGGUUUCACAACAUCACUCGAAGCUCCAGCAUCACCUCACCUGUCAGCGAACUGUCUCCAGCCUCUCAGAGCGAGGACUCGUCCUUCGAGGACCUGACUGAGGAGAGCAGGAAGCUGGCCUGGACAAACAUGGGUAAUCUGACACUGGUCUCCAGCCACAAGAUCCAUAAAGAGGCCGUGACAGGCAUCGCUGUGACUCGAGACGGAGCAGCUAUUUUCUCCACAUCCCAAGACUCAACACUUAAAAUGUUUUCCAAAGAACUCAAGGAGUUCCAGAGAAGCAUGUCCUUCUCUAACAUGGCCUUAUCAUCAUGUUUGAUGCUGGCAGAUGGUAAAACUGUGGCCUGUUCUUCAUGGGACAACAACGUUUAUUUCUACUCCAUUCCGUACGGCAGGCGGCAGGACACGCUCAUGGGUCACGAUGAUGCUGUCAGUGAAAUGUGUUGGUUUGAUGACCGACUCUACACGGCGUCCUGGGACUCCACCAUCAAGGUUUGGCAGUGUGCGUCUGAUGGCUCCUCCAGUCACAGGAGAUGCCAGUUUGAGCUGCUGGCUGAGCUGGAGCAUGAUGCUGGGGUGAACACCAUUGGUCUGAAUCCAGCUGGGACUUUGCUGGUGUCUGGCUGUAAAGACGGGACCGUCACAAUCUGGGACACCAGCAGCUAUGAAACACUGCAGCAAGUCCACUGCCACACUGGAACAAUUCACCACACAGCAUUUAGUCCUGAUAGCCGACAUGUUCUCAGUGUUGGUGCUGACUCCUGUAUGAAGGUUAUCGAUGUCCAGACGGGGAUGGUGAUCUCAAGUGUAACACCUGAGGAGGAGCAGAGGUGUUUCUGCUGGGACGGGAACUCAGUGCUAUGUGGGGGACAGUCCGGUGACCUGCUGCUGUGGGACCUACUCAGAAACACCGUCACCAAGAGGAUCCCUGCACACUCAGGUGCUGUCACAGCCAUAUGGAUGAAUGAUCUGUGCAGCACAGUGAUCACAGGUGGAGAGGACAGACAGAUAAUCUUCUGGAAGCUCCAGAGUUAAACAACUGUUUGUGCACAAAGACUUCCAGUGUAAUAUACUCAGCAACACAGGCCGAGCAUACUGCAGAGAACCUGGAUAGAGACUCAAGAAACAGCUGUGAAGAGCUGAAAAUGUGCUCUGUCACAGAGUACAGUGUCACAGAGCAGCUGGAGGGGGGUUGAUGACCAAUGUCUCAAAUGUUCUCAAUCCAAAACCCAACUAAAGGUCAUAAAUAGUCACGUUAGUCAUCUGUGCUAUUUGUAUAUUGAGAGAAAAUGUCCAAUUGUAGUUUUGUGCAUGCGAGCAGGAAGCUAAACAGUGUACAUCAUGCCUUAUUUUGCAGCCUAUUCUACAUGUUUUAUUUUUCCCAUUUAUUAUUUGCUGUGUAUCAUGUUACAGUUUUUUUUAAUAAGCGAUCAUAUUUCUGUAGCUUUAUGUGUAUUUUAUCAUGUGAAAUGGACUCAGAGCUUCAUACUGCUCAGGUGUUAUAACGCUUACCUCUAAAAAUAAUCUUCUUUUGUUAGUUUCACAAGCCUCAGAGAUUCUUACUGACAGAUUUUUACCCUAAAUUGCAUGUGUUGCAAAAAGCAAGAGAUGUUAUUAAUAAUAUGUAUUUACAGACUGGCUCAGUUUUAUGGUGUGGACACCGUUCUUUCAAACACCAAACCAUGAAAAACAGUAUUAACCACAUUACCAAGUGAAUAAUUACAGUCACACAGGAUUUAUCCAAAGACAGUUCACCAAGUGUUUUACAAAGAUGGAAGAGAGCAAAAUAAGAAUCUGCAGACAUCCAAGAAUAAGGUGAUGCAUGAACUGUUUCAGCGAGAAGUGAGAUUUUAAAGUCAUAACCCAACACAAAUAGACACAUAGACAUGAAAGUUGUCUGCACAAAGUUUGUACUGUGCUUAUUCCUGGAGAACACAGACUGUGCACAGUUUGGAUUCAUGUCAGUUACAGUUGAUUCCAGUGAUGACAAGUUUUCAGGUCGGAAAAAAAUCGACAGCAUAAACCAUUUCUCUGAUCUUAUUUCAUAUUAAUGCUUCUCUCUGAAUUCUGCCAUAAACUGACACAACAUG